AUGCCUCUGAUUUUAUAAAUAAUCACUCGAGCGCUUUAGGCAACGAGGUAAAUGCAUUGACUUAUAAGAUCAAAAUUGACGUCGACACUACCUUUUGGCAGAAGUUUUGAAAGCUCUUGAUAUGGAAUCAGAGUUGGUUUGCAAUCACAAAAAGUGCAGAAAAAGAGUAGAAGCAUAUGCUUGGAUAACAUCUUGUUCACAUAUUUUUUGUGAUGAAGAUGGGGUACGAGAAUUUAAGAACAAUGCAACAUGUCCAGCUUGCUCUACAGAUUUAUCAGACAAAUUGGAUAUCAUUCGAAUUGAAGUCAAUCCCUCUGAAAAAUACAAAUCUAUGGUGUUAGCAGGAAAGCGGCCAGAAAUAAUAAUGGAGAUCUGCUCUAGAGCAAUGUCAUUUUGGUCUUAUCAGAUUCAUCAAGAAAGAGUUUACCAAGAGUAUGUAGGAGCCAAAGCCAAAGAGAGAGCAGCACAGUUGGAGCAAUAUUAUGAACAAGUGAUUUCUCGUACCUCAGCUGAAUUGAAUUCGCUAAAAUCACAACUAACAGUAACUAAAAAAGAUUUGGAGAGCGUCAAGAAAAAGUAUCAUGAUGCAAGCGAAAAGGUUGCUGAAAAAUACAGACAAUACCAAAAGCUACAAUCGAUGUACGAUGCUUUGAAAAGGAAGUGCAUAACACCAUCGUCUUUUGGGGGCGGAGAAACGGUAUGCAAUGACAGAGCUAGAAACGCUCUCUCCACCUUUACCAUACCGAUAGGUUCCGAUCACGGCAUCGGUUCUUCUCAUGCCGGUAGCGCAUCAAACAGCAAAAGAAAUUCACCAGAGGCAAGUCGGGAAGCUCCAUUCUCGUUCCGACCGACUGAUACACCAGUUCUUGCCCAUGGUCAUCAACAAACCAAAAACGGCCGCCAUUCACAGCAGCCAGUGAACAAGAACCUGUUUGACUUGGACUUUCCCACACAUUAA
Messenger RNA from Magallana angulata, 958 nucleotides. Its product is annotated as E3 ubiquitin-protein ligase CCNB1IP1-like. Lineage: Eukaryota; Metazoa; Mollusca; Bivalvia; Ostreida; Ostreidae. Gene Ontology annotation, biological process: reciprocal meiotic recombination. The transcript has 11 exons. The coding region runs from base 122 to 958 and encodes 278 amino acids. Gene Ontology annotation, molecular function: ubiquitin protein ligase activity. Gene Ontology annotation, cellular component: synaptonemal complex. The record is from RefSeq and is a predicted model, not a curated record.